ACCUCGGGGGCGGGACCGCGCAGGCGCGCAGGGCACCCCGGCUCCGGAGCAUAAACAAGAGCGGGGACGGGAUGAGGCGGCGGUUGAUCCCUGAGAGGCGAGUGGCGGCGACCGAGGCGGCGAGCGGGUCCCGGCGCCGACCCUGAGAAGCCCGAGCCGCCCCCGUGCGUGCUCCCCGGGGUGGGCUGACCCGCGUGCCCAGCCAUGAACCUGGCAAGCCAGAGCGGCGAGGCCGGUGCCGGCCAGCUGCUCUUCGCCAACUUCAACCAGGAUAACACGUCCCUAGCUGUUGGUAGUAAGUCCGGUUAUAAAUUUUUCUCCCUUUCUUCUGUGGAUAAGCUGGAACAGAUCUAUGAAUGCACUGACACUGAAGAUGUAUGCAUUGUAGAAAGGUUGUUCUCAAGCAGCUUAGUGGCCAUCGUUAGCCUCAAAGCUCCUAGGAAGCUAAAAGUUUGCCACUUUAAGAAGGGAACCGAGAUCUGCAACUAUAGCUAUUCUAACACAAUACUGGCUGUGAAGCUGAACAGGCAGAGGCUGAUAGUAUGCCUAGAAGAGUCUCUGUAUAUACAUAACAUUCGGGACAUGAAGGUACUACAUACAAUCAGGGAGACCCCCCCAAACCCUGCAGGCUUGUGUGCACUAUCCAUAAACAAUGACAAUUGUUACUUGGCAUAUCCGGGAAGUGCAACCAUUGGAGAGGUGCAGGUCUUUGACACCAUUAACUUGAGAGCUGCAAACAUGAUCCCAGCUCAUGACAGUCCUUUAGCGGCAUUGGCUUUUGAUGCAAGUGGAACCAAACUUGCCACUGCUUCAGAGAAGGGGACCGUGAUUAGGGUAUUUUCCAUUCCAGAGGGUCAAAAACUCUUUGAGUUCCGGAGAGGAGUUAAAAGGUGCGUGAGUAUCUGCUCAUUGGCCUUCAGCAUGGAUGGCAUGUUUCUCUCUGCGUCCAGCAACACUGAGACUGUGCACAUCUUCAAACUCGAGACUGUGAAAGAAAAACCACCAGAAGAACCCACCACCUGGACCGGGUACUUUGGGAAGGUACUCAUGGCAUCCACCAGCUACCUGCCUUCUCAGGUGACAGAAAUGUUCAACCAGGGCAGAGCCUUCGCCACAGUCCGCCUGCCAUUCUGUGGCCAUAAAAACAUCUGCUCGCUCGCCACAAUUCAGAAGAUUCCCCGGUUACUGGUGGGAGCUUCUGAUGGGUACUUGUACAUGUACAACCUGGACCCACAGGAAGGAGGCGAGUGCACCCUGAUGAAGCAGCACAAGUUAGACGGCAGCAUGGAGACAGCCAGUGAAAUCCUGGACUCUGCCUCUCACGACUGUCCCUUAGCAACUCAGACAUAUGGCACAGCUGUAGCAAAAGGUACUUACGUGCCUUCCUCUCCAACAAGACUUGCUUAUACAGAUGAUCUGGGUGCAGUGGGUGGCGCUUGCCUGGAGGAUGAGACAAGCGCCCUUCGCCUGGAUGAAGAUAGUGAGCACCCUCCCAUGAUUCUUCGGACAGAUUGAACUGGACCUGUGAACUCUGACCCUGGAGCGGAGAACACUGGCUUGACAGAAGACUGUGCAUUGCUGCUAUGAACUUUGACCUGAAUUGAGGGAAAGGAUGGCAGAGACUUA
Molecule: messenger RNA, 1626 nt
Organism: Tupaia belangeri chinensis (Chinese tree shrew)
Lineage: Eukaryota; Metazoa; Chordata; Mammalia; Scandentia; Tupaiidae
Gene: WIPI2
Product: WD repeat domain, phosphoinositide interacting 2
Exons: 13
Coding region: 205-1515 (436 amino acids)
Molecular function (GO): protein binding
Source: RefSeq, a predicted model, not a curated record